AUGUACUGCAGUGUUGAGCUGAACUUCAAGUUACCCUUGAUCACCUUAUCCACGGCCUGCAAGAAAUCUUUCUCGGAAGCCACCUUUCUUCUGGCACGAAUGGCAAACAUGCCUGCCUCCGUACACACAGAGCGCAACUCUGCACCAGUGGCGUUCGGGCACAAGCGCGAGAUCAACUCCCACCGGAUGUCCUUCUCACAACUCAUGGUUUUCGCGUGGAUACGGAAGAUGUUGGCACGGCCUUCCAAGUCGGGCAAGGAGAACUCGACUUUCCGGUCGAUUCUGCCGGGACGCAACAACGCCGGGUCUAAAGUGUUGGGUCUGUUGGUGGCGAACAUCACCUUGAUGUUACCACGGGGGUCGAAUCCGUCCAACUGCGUGAUCAACUCCAACAUGGUGCGCUGCACCUCGUUGUCGCCGCCGGCGCCGUCGUCAAAACGGGCUCCGCCAAUGGCGUCCACCUCGUCAAAGAAAAUGAUGCACGCCUUUUUCGUGCGAGCCAUUUCGAACAACUCGCGCACCAUACGGGCACCUUCUCCCACAUACUUCUGGACGAGCUCGGAGCCAAUGACACGGAUAAACGUCGCGUCGGUUCUGUUGGCCACGGCACGUGCGCAAAGCGUUUUGCCUGUGCCCGGAGGCCCGUACAAAAGAAUGCCCUUGGGCGGGUCAAUACCCAACUUGACAAACCGCUCCGGCGCGAGAAGCGGGAGCUCCACCACCUCACGCAACUUCUCGAUCUGCUCUUUGCAGCCGCCAAUGUCGCCGUAA
Molecule: messenger RNA, 771 nt
Organism: Clavispora lusitaniae ATCC 42720
Lineage: Eukaryota; Fungi; Ascomycota; Pichiomycetes; Serinales; Metschnikowiaceae
Source: RefSeq, a predicted model, not a curated record